CGAAGUGAACGUAUGUUGAUGUGUUCUACAAAGUGAUCGAUAGGUGUCGUGGCAGAGUCUCUUACUGGGCAACGAAGCGGGUGGACUACGAGCGCAUCAGUCCGCAUUUAAUGACGAGUAUAUGAGCCUGCGAAGAAUGCCCCUGUGUACACUUCACUACUGAUCUCUAAGGGGAUCCAGGAACAACACAGGAGUCGGUAGAUGAAAUGGAGAGUAAAGGUUGAGAGAAAACCGCGCUGACGGCUUUUUUCCACGUUGUCUGUCGUUCCUAGGCUUGUUUCAUAGUACAUAAUAUCGGAGGACUUGACACGGAGAUGAGCAUUUAAGUUGCGAGCGAUUCUAAAUGAUUGCGCUGCAUUUUGUUGUUUAUACCUACAGAAGACUGGUCAACUGCUCCGGCAAACGAAUGUAGACAUCAAAUAGGCUAAGUUACGCUACUGUAAGGGUAUUUUGUUUAUUGUAUUUAAUGUAGACGUGGUAUUGCACAAAAUGUUUGAUGUGUGCCUGAUUUAGAAUAGACAUUCGUGUUCUGCGAGAGAGACGCGCUUCAGGAAGAAGUCAUGAAGGACACUUCUGAAUCAAAGGACCAACAACUAACUGUUGCUUUGCGAAUCCGACCCCUCAGUGAUGCUGAGCAAGAGGAAGGAGCCACCAUAGUGGCUCACAGGGUGGAUGAGCAGAUGGUGGUGUUAAUGGACCCCAUGGAGGACCCUGAUGACAUUCUCCGUGCCAACCGCUCGCGGGAGAAGACCUACAUGUUCGACGUGGCCUUUGACUACACAGCCACGCAGGAGGAGGUGUACAGGGCUACCACCAAAGGGCUGAUCGAGGGCCUUAUAUCAGGCUACAACGCCACUGUGUUUGCCUACGGACCCACAGGUUGUGGGAAGACCUACACAAUGUUGGGGACGGAUAAAGAGCCGGGCAUCUACGUGCAGACGCUGAACGACCUCUUCCGCGCCAUCGAGGAGACGAGCGAUGACAUGCAGUACAGCGUCUCCAUGUCUUACCUGGAGAUCUAUAACGAGAUUAUUCGGGAUCUGCUGAACCCCUCCUCUGGGUUCCUGGACCUGAGGGAGGACUCCAAAGGGGAGAUCCAGGUGGCCGGAAUCACCGAGGUGUCCACCAUUAACGCCCGUGAGAUCAUGGAGCUGCUGAUGAGGGGCAACAAGCAGCGGACGCAGGAGCCGACGGCAGCCAACCAGACGUCGUCGCGCUCGCACGCCGUGCUGCAGGUGGCCGUCAGGCAGCAGAGCCGCUGCAGAGACGUGCUGCAGGAGGUUCGCUUCGCCCGCCUCUUCAUGAUCGACCUCGCCGGGUCCGAGCGUGCCUCACAGACUCAGAACAGAGGCCAGCGUCUGAAGGAGGGGGCUCACAUAAACCGCUCCCUGCUGGCUCUGGGGAACUGCAUCAAUGCCUUGAGUGAGAGGAGUGUGAACAAGUAUGUCAAUUACCGAGACAGCAAGCUCACUCGCCUACUGAAGGACUCACUGGGAGGGAACAGCAGGACUGUGAUGAUCGCUCACAUAAGCCCCGCCUCUAUGGCCUUCGAAGAAUCACGCAACACACUGUCAUACGCUGACCGUGCCAAAAGCAUCCGCACACGGGUGAAGCGUAACCUGUUGAACGUCUCCUACCACAUCGCCCAGUACACCAGCAUCAUCGCCGACCUGCGCAGCGAGAUCCAUCGGCUCAAGAAGAAGAUCGCUGAGCAGGCCAGCCGCCACAUGAACUCCGACAGGACGGACAUUCGCCACGUGCAGGCGGAGGUCCAGGCCCACUCGACCCAGCAGAGCCGGGCGGAGAUGGACCAGCUGAGGGAGCAGCUCAUCGACGCCUUCCGCCAGCAGAUGGAGAUCCGCAAGAGCCUGAUGGAGCUGGACAACAGCAACAUUGAGAUCCAGAUCGACACGUCCAAACACCUGCUCACCAUCGCAGACUGGGAGCAGGAGCGCUGUCAGCGGAGGAGGAAGUGGAGAGCGGAGAGGAGGAAGGAGAGUUUUCACAAGGAUGAGAGCGAGAAGGACUCCGACUCGUCCGAGUCGCCUCCCGACAGCACCGAGACGCAGGAGGUCGCCAUGGCGAGGGAAAACCUGGUCACACUCAUGGCCGAGCAGAAGAAGAUCCGCAAACAGAAGGGGUCUCUGGAGCGGCGGUUCCUGGAGCUGCGACAAAGGGCCCGGCGUCUGGAGGAGCUGCUGCCCAGACGAGUGAGCUCCGAGGAGCAGCGGGAGGUGCUGGGCCUCCUGUGCAAGGUGCACGAGCUGGAGAUCGAGAACGCCGAGAUGCAGUCCCACGCGCUGCUCAAGGACAACCUCAUUCGGCAGAAGGACGCCGUGGUGCAGCGCUUCGAGCAGCACCGCCACCUCUGCGACGAGAUCAUCCAGCAGCAGCGCCAGUUCAUCAGCGACCACAGUCUCCUGGUGCCGCCUCACCUGCAGGAGCUCUAUGAGAUGUACAUGAGGGAGCUGGACGAGAAGAGCCUGGACCGCAUCAUGGCGCUGGACAAGGUCACCGGACGCACGCUCAAGGAGGGCUCGCUUCCCAAAAUCACCCUCCCCAGUAGAGGUCGUGACCCCCUGCAGGAGCUGGACUCUGACCAGGAGAGCGUGCGCACGCUGGGCUCGGACAGCCGACGGGGUCGGGCCAAAAUCCGCCGUCAUACUCUGCCACCCAUCCUGCCCGAACCUGAGGGGGACAACAACCGUGUGUUCAAAAACAGUCCUCAUGCCAGGCAGAUGAAGAACCAUGUGGUGAUGACGCCUCCGCCCAUACACAUCAAUGGCCUGGGGAACAGAGGGCUCCAUCCGUGUGUGCCAGAGAGCGCACUGAGCUACAGCCACCUCAGCCACAGCGUCAGCAGCCACCUGGACUCGUCUCCAGAGAGCAGUGAGAAUGGCACCGACGUCCCGCUCUCACGCAAAGAGCGGCAGCAGAUCAUGCGCGGCGUGGAGAGCAUCGCCGUGAAGGCCGCCCGCCGCCGCUCCAAGGCCCUGGAGGUGGACGCCCUGCGCCUGCCGCCGCCCCCCUCCCCGCUGGACCCCAAGAAGCAGAAGAGCAGCCUGUCGCUGAGCGAGGCGCCCCCGCUCGGCCCCCCCACGCCACGAGGGGGUGGCGUCGGCGUCUGCGGUCACCAGCCCAGCCCCGAGCUCCGGCACGCCACCUCUGACGACAACCUGUCCAGCAGCACGGGCGACGGCACGUGGACCCGCCCGCGCCAGCGUCAGCCGAUCGCCAAGAACCCCGGCAACCGCGAGCAGGACUUUGAGGCACGCCGGCGCAAGAAGAGAUCCCGCUCUUUCGAGGUCACAGGCCAAGCUUUGUCUCAGGCUAAGACCACGGCUCAGCGGUUUCGGCCCCUAGACAGCACUUCAGACCCCCACCUUCACAUCAACCGGCCCCCACCCUCCCACCUCCGCCCCCAGCACCGAGGGGUCCCUCCCCUGGCCAAAGCACGCCAACCCCACCCUUCCCAGAUCACAGGUUAGCAUCAUCUCCUCCUGUCAUCUCUUCGGAUCAUCCCUAACUAUUUAUAUGAACAGACCAUUUUUGUUUUUUAUUUUGGUGCAGUAACACAUUUUCCAUGUUUAAACAAGGUAAGCCAG
Clupea harengus (Atlantic herring) is the source of this 3605-nucleotide messenger RNA. It is a transcript of the gene kif19, whose product is annotated as kinesin family member 19. Bases 561 to 3488 code for a protein of 975 amino acids. Lineage: Eukaryota; Metazoa; Chordata; Actinopteri; Clupeiformes; Clupeidae. The transcript is spliced from 20 exons. Gene Ontology annotation, molecular function: ATP binding; microtubule motor activity; microtubule binding. Gene Ontology annotation, biological process: microtubule-based movement. The record is from RefSeq and is a predicted model, not a curated record.